UUGCUUUCUGCCUUCUUCUCUUCUCCUCCCAUCUCAUUUCCCCUCUCAAAUCUUUCCAUCGUACGGUACCACAGAGCUGCCUAACGCAAUCUUUGUCUCCCUCUCUCCUUUUAGCACUAAAUCCAUGCCCCAAAAACCUCCUUUCUUCUUCUUCUCCCUCUCCGCAUAAUCGCAUCCGUAAAUGGAGGCAAGGGCACGCCGUCGUACCGCUCUUCUCUCUUCCCAUGUCUGCCCCACACCACCAGUUUCUGAAACCAAAUGCUUCUCUCCACUCUCUGUUGCUACUUGCUCUUCCAGCUCCGACGCGGGAGACAAACAACAAGGCGACUGCGUUUUCUGUAAGAUUGUUAGAGGAGAAGCUCCGGCUUUGAAGGUAUAUGAAGAUGAUGUAUGUCUUUGCAUUUUAGAUACAAAUCCCUUGAGUUGGGGGCACUCAUUGAUUAUCCCAAAAUGCCAUUUUCCUACUCUUGAAGCAACUCCACCAUCUGUUGUAGCUGAAAUGUGCUCAAAAGUACCCCUCAUUAGUAAUGCAGUCAUGAAAGCCACAGAAUCUGAUUCAUUCAAUUUGCUAGUUAACAAUGGUGCAGCUGCAGGGCAAGUUGUAUUUCAUACACACAUUCAUAUAAUUCCUCGUAAAGCUAGUGAUUGCUUAUGGGCUUCUGAGAGUUUGAGGAGACGAAAACUGAAGUUAGAUCAUGAAGCUUUGCAACUUGCAUAUAGCAUUCGUGAAAAGUUGCCAUUUUUCGACAACCUUGAGGACAGCAAAGGUCAAGGAUCUAGUUCUAGUCUCACUCAUAGCUAGCAGAUUUUAUACUUUUUUGUCCCAAGGUGUGAGCAUGAACCAUCAUAGUUUAUGAUUUCAUGUAAAGGGUACAAUACUAGAAUCUGUUAUGUUCAGUCAUGUAUUGUUACUAUUUAUACUCAAAAUCAUGAAAAUAGGAAUGAACCUUAACCUAUGCCUGAUUCUCUGGGUGUUC
Molecule: messenger RNA, 977 nt
Organism: Ipomoea triloba (trilobed morning glory)
Lineage: Eukaryota; Viridiplantae; Streptophyta; Magnoliopsida; Solanales; Convolvulaceae
Product: adenylylsulfatase HINT3
Exons: 7
Coding region: 182-802 (206 amino acids)
Biological process (GO): purine ribonucleotide metabolic process; sulfur compound metabolic process
Molecular function (GO): adenylylsulfatase activity
Source: RefSeq, a predicted model, not a curated record